Molecule: messenger RNA, 501 nt
Organism: Rotaria socialis
Lineage: Eukaryota; Metazoa; Rotifera; Eurotatoria; Philodinida; Philodinidae
Source: the annotation of a GenBank genome assembly
AUGACUUCGAAACAAACACGAAUAGGCAUGGGUUUUGAUGCUCAUCGUUAUCUUCCUACACAAAAUGGUUCUACGAACAAAGUUAUGCUGUGUGGAGUUGAAGUUCCCUCGAUGUAUGAUAUAGAAGCUAAUUCCGAUGGAGACGUAGGGCUUCAUGCCCUUGUAGAUGCCUUACUUGGUUCAGUGGCUGCUGGUGACAUUGGUAUGCAUUUCGCUCCUGACGAUAUCCAAUGGAAAGGAGCCAGAUCAAGCAUGUUUCUUAAACAUGCUUUGGCGAUCGUGCAUGAGAAGGGCGGUGAAUUGAUUAAUAUUGAUAUUACGAUUAUUGCUGAAAAGCCUUAUAUUUCUCCUUAUCGACAGCGUAUGCGUGAAAAACUCAGCGAGCUACUAGCUAUUGACAUCGAACGCGUUAGUGUAAAAGCAUCAACAACAGAGAAAAUGGGUUUUAUUGGACGGGAGGAAGGUAUUGCUGCUCAGGCUUGUGUCAGUGUUCUUGUUUGA